Messenger RNA from Centruroides sculpturatus (bark scorpion), 371 nucleotides. RefSeq lists its product as uncharacterized. The transcript has 3 exons. The coding region runs from base 30 to 371 and encodes 113 amino acids. The record is from RefSeq and is a predicted model, not a curated record. NCBI's taxonomy places the organism in Eukaryota, Metazoa, Arthropoda, Arachnida, Scorpiones, Buthidae.
AUAAAGAACUCUCAGGUUCUACCAGUAAAAUGAAGGUACAGUUAAUAUGUGUUUUGCUGAUUUCUACGCUUUUUGUACAAUACGUAGAAUGUGGUAAAAAGUUAAAAUUAAAGAAAAUCGCAAAAUAUGCAGCGCCUCUUUUAUUAGCCGGCAUCGCAAAAAAACCAACCAUCAUCCCUAUUCCAUUUAUAGUUCCUAUUUUGAAACACAUCACUACAAGUCAUCAUCAUGUUCCAGUAGUUAAACACGAUAUUGGAUAUCAUCACAUUAAAGUUCUUCACGGUGGAUUUCACGAUGACCUCUAUGGAGGAGGACUUCACGAUGGAAUUUACGGUGGAUUCCACGGUGGUUGGAAUGAAGGAUGGUGGUAG